This is a messenger RNA of Nicrophorus vespilloides, 1542 nucleotides long. RefSeq names its product Golgi reassembly-stacking protein 2 (gene Grasp65). Lineage: Eukaryota; Metazoa; Arthropoda; Insecta; Coleoptera; Silphidae. Gene Ontology annotation, biological process: Golgi organization. The record is from RefSeq and is a predicted model, not a curated record. The coding region runs from base 108 to 1487 and encodes 459 amino acids. Gene Ontology annotation, molecular function: protein binding. Gene Ontology annotation, cellular component: Golgi apparatus. The transcript has 3 exons.
UGUCAUGAAUGACAGUCAUCGCCUGGUAGACGCAUCGUUUGUUAUGCUAUGUUCUAAAAUUCUUGUGCCACGUAAUUUUUUCACGGAACCCUUAUUAGUUAAAAAUUAUGGGCAAUUCCAACAGUGUUGAUAUACCCGGCGGUGGCACAGAAGGAUAUCAUGUGUUGAGAGUGCAAGAGAAUUCUCCUGGAAGUGUGGCUGGACUACAAUCAUUUUUUGAUUUUAUAGUAGCAAUUAAUGGAACAAGACUUGAUCAAGACAAUGAUACAUUUAAACAAAUUUUACGAAAUGGAAUUGGUAAAGAGUUGCCACUUACAGUUUAUAGCAGUAAAUCUCAAUCUGUUAGGAGUGUAACAAUUGAACCCAGUGAAACAUGGGGUGGCAUAGGUUUAUUAGGAGUUAGUAUUAGAUUUUGUUCAUUUGAAGGUGCUAAUGAAAACGUUUGGCACAUACUAGAAGUUCAUCCAAGCUCUCCUGCUGAACUUGCUGGUUUGAGAUCUUUCAAUGAUUACAUAAUAGGAGCAGAAUCUGCACUACAUGAAAAUGAAGAUUUAUUUGCACUUGUGGAGACACAUGAAGGGAGAAGUCUGAAAUUAUAUGUAUAUAAUAGUCAAGAAGAUACUUGCAGAGAAGUUACAAUAACCCCAAAUGCUGCUUGGGGUGGUGAAGGCAGUAUUGGCUGUGGGAUUGGUUAUGGAUACUUGCAUAGGAUUCCAAUAAGAGAUAAUAUACCAGAGCCUAAUAAAACGCAUGUCAUAAAUUCGCAGUUGAAGGAUUUACAAUUGGACAAUUUGCCCAAGAAAAUUGACUUACUACCACCACCAAUGAAUCCUAACGUGAAUUUGGAAAACGAAAAUCGUGUUAACACUGUAAUACUACCACCUUCAACAGGCGUAGAAGUUGAAAGGCCCUCUCCAAUCACUGAACCGCCAUCUGUAACUGCGCCUUGUGUAAAUGCUAUUAAUAAUCCAUUAGUUCCAACACAACCCAUAAAUCCUAUAAUUUCGAAUCCACCAUUGAACCCAGUCAUGUCGAGUCCCAUGAUAGAACCAAUGACGUCCAUUGCCCCGACGAUUAAUCAAGAAAUGAUUGUUCCCAAUGAGUUUGUUGUACAAACUCCGACAACACAAAGUAAUGUCAACGAUUUGUGUAAUCAGGAGAUCUUAUCUAAUAACAACCCUCCUGCUGCGAUGCAAAGCAUUCCAAACACUGCUCCUUUCUUCAGCGUACCGCAAGUCGACAAUGUGCACUAUUCUUAUCCCAACUUCAAUCAAAAUAACCCAAUAACCCAACCAUUGCAACAUCAGUUUACAAAUGUUCAACCAACAUAUAUGACAAGUCCAGUGAAUCCCAUGUACACAUCCGCUUCUUAUCCUCAGAACGUCCCACCGACAACUUUCAGCAAUCCUUUAUUAUACGAUCCGGACAUUGCUGCACGUUCAGCGCAACAACUGCUCUCCGGCAAUGCCCAAUACAAACCUAGUUAAGUUGAAUGUUUGCAGUAUAUUGUAAUUUGUAUUAUAAAAUAAACAAUUACAUAUU